CUAUCUACUAUUUCUAUCGUGCUGUUUUAGAUUUUAUAGGAAAAAAUUAAAACCAGAUCCAUUUCGAAAAUCAAAACAUUGAGGCCCCUUCGAACCAAACCAAAUUCAGUGUUAACAAACGCGAAAUGGCUCAUUCGAGAUCGUUGAAAGGAAGUCACUGGCCCGGCAUCCUGGACUCCAGCCACGCUCUGAGGAAGUACUUCGGUCACCAGUCCGCCAAGUCCUCGCCGAGGGCCGAGAUCCAGGCCAGACUGCCGACCUUUGCCCCUCCGAACUUCGUGGGAGCCGAGCCCAGGCUUCGACCCCAGGUGAACGCCGCCUGGCAGCUGGCCAGCGAUCCCUCCGAUCUCUCGGAUGUCCGUGGCCCCAAGCGGGUGAAGGGGCUGAGGGAUCGGGAGCGGAAGAAGCUGGAACGCAAGAUUUGGGCCAGGCCGGCGAAAGUCGAUGCAACACAGAAAGUCGCAGGACCAGCAAAACCGGAGAAGCCUGAAAGGCUGGAGCAGGCCGCACUGCCGCCGAAGUCCGUGAUCCGAAGGAAGGUGAAGGCGCCGACUUCGCUCCGCCGGAAACGGCCUGCCCAAUCGCUCCCCCACUUUCGCUCGCCGUUGCGGAAGAACAUCCUGGUCGUGGACGCCAAGAGGACGCCUGGGAUGGACCGGCAGGGCCACCUGGCUGGCGGAGCCGAUCAGCCUCCGACGGGCUCUGCAUCUGGACGGAAGAGGGAGGGACAGCAUCCGAAGCUCAAGAUGAGCGGCCGCUCGAAGAAGACGUACGGAGUGCCCCUGUGCAGUCGGCCCACCGAGAUCAUGGGCAUGGGCCUUCCCUACUCCCGCCAGAUGCAGAUGCGCCAGGAGAAGCUCUACCAGCAGCCGGAGUACCACGACCAGUACAUGAGGAUGCUCCACCAGCAGCAGCGCCAAGCGGAGCUGAGCCAUCAGCAGCAGCAUCAGGAGCAGCAGCAGCACAGCGCCAAGAUGGCCCAGCAUCCCUACUCCAUCCUGCCGGGCGUCCUGUCCGAGGAGCAGCAACAGUCCUACGUGUACUCCGUGCCGUCCAAGUCGCCCCUCAAGCAGCUGAGGGACGGGAAGCGCAUGUGCGGCAACUUUUACUAUGACUAGAACGGUGGCAUGAUCAAUAAAAGGGUGCCAGAGGCCAAACUGCA
Drosophila rhopaloa is the source of this 1162-nucleotide messenger RNA. RefSeq lists its product as uncharacterized. Bases 126 to 1118 code for a protein of 330 amino acids. The record is from RefSeq and is a predicted model, not a curated record. NCBI's taxonomy places the organism in Eukaryota, Metazoa, Arthropoda, Insecta, Diptera, Drosophilidae. The transcript has a single exon.